This is a messenger RNA of Dufourea novaeangliae, 1308 nucleotides long. RefSeq names its product CCR4-NOT transcription complex subunit 6-like (gene twin). Gene Ontology annotation, biological process: nuclear-transcribed mRNA poly(A) tail shortening. Lineage: Eukaryota; Metazoa; Arthropoda; Insecta; Hymenoptera; Halictidae. The transcript has 7 exons. Gene Ontology annotation, cellular component: nucleus; cytoplasm; CCR4-NOT complex. Gene Ontology annotation, molecular function: poly(A)-specific ribonuclease activity. The coding region runs from base 79 to 1155 and encodes 358 amino acids. The record is from RefSeq and is a predicted model, not a curated record.
GCAAAUCAUCCACCCCAGAGACCAUGGAUACCGUUGACGAGACCGAACAGGACGAGGCCAACAUGUAUAUUUACAGUAAUGUGUUACAACGUGUUGUGCGACAAAUACGCAACCCGGCAAAUGUACGGUUACUGCCCCAGCUGGGCCCUGGACUGGGAGUACCGGAAAAAAGGGAUUCUGGACGAGAUUCGACAUUACGCCGCGGAUAUCAUUAGCCUGCAGGAGGUGGAGACAGAUCAGUUCUACAAUUUCUUCCUGCCUGAGCUCAAGCACGAGGGUUACGAUGGAAUCUUUUCCCCGAAGUCGCGAGCAAAAACAAUGGCGGAGAAUGACCGGAAAUACGUCGAUGGUUGCGCCAUCUUCUAUCGAACAGCCAAAUUUACCUUGAUAAAGGAGCAUUUAGUCGAAUUCAAUCAAUUAGCAAUGGCCAACGCGGAGGGCUCUGACAAUAUGCUGAAUAGAGUGAUGCCCAAGGACAACAUUGGACUUGCUGCUCUGCUUAGGACAAAAGAAGCUGCUUGGGACAACGGCCUGCCAUCUGAUCCAGCACAAGUUCAACAACCAAUUUUAGUUUGCACAGCACACAUCCACUGGGAUCCAGAAUUUUGUGAUGUUAAAUUAAUCCAAACAAUGAUGCUCAGUAAUGAAUUACGUUCCAUUUUGGACCAAGCUGGCCAGUCUUUUAGACUUGGUCACAAGCCUGACUCUUCCAAUGUUCAACUAUUACUUUGUGGUGACUUCAAUUCCUUACCUGAUUCUGGUGUAAUCGAGUUUCUUACAUCGGGACGAGUAGCGGCUGACCACCGUGACUUUAAAGACUUAGCUUAUAAAUCAUGCUUACAAAAGAUCUCCGGUUGCGAUAAACCUAAUGAAUUCACCCACUCUUUUAAACUUGCAUCUGCCUAUAGUGAAGACAUCAUGCCCUAUACUAAUUACACAUUCGAUUUCAAAGGCAUAAUAGAUUACAUUUUCUACUCAAAGCAAAGUAUGGUACCAUUAGGACUUUUGGGUCCUUUGAGCGCGGAUUGGUUUAGAGAACAUAAAGUGGUCGGGUGUCCACAUCCUCAUGUUCCAUCUGAUCAUUUUCCACUGUUGGUAGAACUAGAAAUGACACCAACAGUAGGAACAAGCAAUGGAUUGAUCUCACGAAGGUAGCAGCCGCUGCGUUCUAGGCCCAAGUAACAAUAAGGAAAUAAACAAUAAUAAGAAAAAAAUCUCCAUCACAUUUUUCUCUUACUUCUGGCUCUAGCAAUAUCACUCGCAGUCAACGACUAUUCUAAUGGCAAAUAUUACAAAUACUCCAUAUUA